AACAGUCUUUAUUUAUCUGUACUAAACACAAACACAGAGAGAGCAAACCCAUUUCUUGAAAUUCGAUCUCCGACAAAGCAUGAAGAGAGUCAGAGGUUUCAAGAUAGGACAUAGAUACGUCAAGAUCUUUAGAUGGAUCCGAUCCAAAAAAACUCAAACAAUGAAACGCCAAUGCCCGACCCCAAUCACCAACCCGAUCACCGGGAUCCGCUCAUUAGCACGGUCUCUAAGCCGUGGAGCCAAGAGACUGUGUAGUGGCAAGAAGAAUUCGGGCCAGAGUCAGAUCCGACUGGGUAAGGAUCCGAAAAAUACUCCGUCGAUGAAAGUUGUUCCGAAGGGGCAUUUGGUGGUUCACGUGGGCGAACCAGACGGCGACACGCGGCGGGUUGUAGUGCCGGUGAUCUACUUUAAUCACCCUUUGUUCGGAGAAUUGUUGGAGCAAGCGGAGCGGGUUCACGGGUUUGAUCAACCGGGUCAGAUCACGAUUCCGUGUCGGGUUUCUGAUUUUGAGAAAGUUCAGAUGAGGAUCGCCGCAUGGGAUCACUGUCGCAGGAAGAGUACUUACAAGAUUCUCUAAUUUGACAUUUUUCUUGUCUGAACUAAAAGAAAAGAAAAAAAAAAUAGAGGAGUUUUGUAAAUAUAUUGUUUUUUCCUUGUAUUAUAAACACGGUAUGCCAAUUCAUAAUUGAAAAGAAUUAUGUUUUAACACUAUUA
Molecule: messenger RNA, 714 nt
Organism: Raphanus sativus (radish)
Lineage: Eukaryota; Viridiplantae; Streptophyta; Magnoliopsida; Brassicales; Brassicaceae
Product: auxin-responsive protein SAUR36
Exons: 1
Coding region: 80-577 (165 amino acids)
Biological process (GO): response to auxin
Source: RefSeq, a predicted model, not a curated record